This is a messenger RNA of Salvia hispanica, 974 nucleotides long. Its product is annotated as protein LIGHT-DEPENDENT SHORT HYPOCOTYLS 10-like. Gene Ontology annotation, cellular component: nucleus. The record is from RefSeq and is a predicted model, not a curated record. NCBI's taxonomy places the organism in Eukaryota, Viridiplantae, Streptophyta, Magnoliopsida, Lamiales, Lamiaceae. Gene Ontology annotation, biological process: response to light stimulus; mRNA transcription.
UUCCAAAUUAUACCAAAAACAGCCAUGAAUGACUCCUGGAGCGGUCAAAGCAGCAACAUUAACCCGGCACCGAUUAGCCGGUACGAGGCGCAGAAGAGGAGGGACUGGAACACGUUCGGGCAGUAUCUGAAGAAUCAUCGGCCGCCGGUUUCCCUCUCUGAGUUCAAUUGCAGCCACGUGGUGGAAUUCAUGAGAUACCUCGACCAGUUCGGGAAGACUAAGGUUCACAUGCAUGGCUGCCCCUUCUUCGGGCAGCCCGAACCCCCCGCGCCCUGCACCUGCCCGCUGAGGCAGGCGUGGGGCAGCCUGGACGCCCUCAUCGGGCGCCUGAGGGCCGCCUACGACGAGAACGGCGGAUCUCCCGAGUCCAACCCCUUCGGAAAUGGAGCGAUUCGAGUGUAUCUGCGCGAGGUCAAGGACUGCCAGUCCAAGGCCAGAGGGAUUCCUUUUAAUAAUAAGAAGAAGAAGAAAAGGAGAAAAUUGAAUGAAAGCAAUCCCGAGCUGCCCGCUUGAAUCAAACAAGGACCAGAUUCACAUAGCAAGUUGUAGUGGAUGGAGCAACAAGGUUGAGAGAAUAACCAACAUUUUGAAGUUAGUAAAACUGCUAGAUCAAGAGCUUUUUUACAUACUAAAGUUUAAUAUACUAAAAAGCAUGUUUGGUAGGGUAGAUAACUAUCUAGAGGAGUUAUCUACCCUACCAAACAUGUGCUAAGUAUACAUAUGUUGUAGUUUAGUGAUAUUGAAGUACCAUUCGAAUUAUUGGUGGUUUCAUCUUUCAAGCUUACAAGAUCGAUAUGUCUAGUUUGAAGUGAAUGUCCUAGUCCUCACAAUCGAGGGGUUUGUGUUUGUUGUAUUGAAUCAUGGAAAAUUUUCAUACAGAGUAUUGUACAAGAUUCUCCUCCAGAUUGUGUAAUAGAUUCCAUUUGAAAUUUCGUAUUUUUGGUUUUUGAUAAUAGUAUAAUUUUUUUCAUUCA